CGUACAAUUACCAGGUUGAGGAACAGUUAUUACCCUACAAUCACCAGUUUCAGUAACAUUUAUUAUCCUACAAUCACCAGGUUCAGGUACAUUUAUUAACGUACAAUUACCAGGUUCAGGAACAGUUAUUACCCUACAGUCACCAGGUUCAGGAACAGUUAUUACCCUACAAUGACCAGGUUCAGGAACAGUUAUUACCCUACAACCACCAGGUUCAGGAACAGUUAAUACCCUAAAAUCACCAGGUUCAGGGACAGUUGAUACCCUUCAAUUAACAGGUUCAGGAACAUUUAUUACCCUACAAUUACCAGGAUCAGGUUCAGUUAUUACCCUACAAUCACCAGGUAUCGGGACAGUUAUUACCCUACAAUCACCAUGUUCAGGAACUGUUAUUACCCUACAGUCUCAAGGUUCAGGUACAGUUAUUACGAUACAAUCAUCAAGAUCAGGAACUGUUUUUUACCUACAAUUACAACGGUCAGUAACAGUUAUUACCCUACAACCACCAAGAUCAGGAUAAGUUAUUACCUACAAUCACCAGCAUCAGGAACAGUUGUUUCCCUAUAAUUAACAGGUUCAGGAACUGUUAUUACCCUACAAUCACCUGUUUAAGGAACAGUUAUUACCCUACAAUCGACAGAUUCAGAAACAGUUAUGACCCUACAAUCACCAGGUUCAGAAACAGUUAUUACCCUACAAUGACCAGGUUCAGGAUCAGUUAUUACACUACAAUCUCAAGGUUCAGGUACAGUUAUUACGAUACAAUCAUCAAGAUCAGGAACUGUUAUUUCCCUACAAUUACCACGUUCAGUAACUUUUAUUACGCGACAACCACCAAGAUCAGGAUAAGUUAUUACCCUACAAUCACCAGGUUCAUGAACAGUUGUUUCCCUAUAAUUAACAGGUUCAGGAACUGUUAUUACCCUACAAUCACCUGUUUCAGGAACAGUUAUUACCCAACAAUCGACAGAUUCAGGAACAGUUAUAACACUACAAUCACCAGGUUGAGGAACAGUUAUUACCCUACAACCACCAAUUCAGGAAAAGUUAUUACCUUACAAUCACCAGGUUCAGGAAAAGUUAUUACCCAACAGUCACCAGGUUCAAGAACAUUUAUUACCCGACAAUUACCAGGUUCAGGUACGGUUAUUACCCUACAAUCAACAGGUACAGGGACAGUUAUUACCCUACAAUCACCAUGUUCUGGAACAGUUAUUACCCUACAAACUCCCGGUUCAGCAUCAGCUAUUACCCUACAAUCACCAGGUUCAGGGACAGUUGUUACCCUUGAAUUAACAGGUUCAGGAACAGUUUUUACCCUACAAUUACCAGGUUCAGAAACAGUUAGUACCCUACAAUCACCAGUUUCAGGAACGGUUAUUACCCUACAAUCACCAGGUUCAGGAAUAAUUAUUAUCCUACAAUUACCAGGUUCAGGAACAGUUAUUACCAUACUAUCACGAGGUUCAGGAACAGUUGUUACCCUUGAAUUAACAGGUUCAGGAACAGUUAUUACCAUACUACCACGAGUUUCAGGAACAGUUGUUUCUCUACAAUCACUAGUUCAGGAACAGUUGUUACUCUACAAUCACCAGGUUCAGGAAAAGUUGUUACCCUAGAAUCACCAGGUGCAGAAACAGGUAUUAUACUACAACCGCCAGGUUCAGGAACAUUUAUUAUCCUACAAUUACCAGGUUCAGGUACAUUUAUUACCCUACAAUCACCAGUUUCAGGAAUAAUUAUUAUUCUACAAUUACCAGGUUCAGGUACAGAUA
This is a messenger RNA of Hypanus sabinus (Atlantic stingray), 1775 nucleotides long. RefSeq lists its product as uncharacterized. The record is from RefSeq and is a predicted model, not a curated record. Bases 699 to 1619 code for a protein of 306 amino acids. The transcript is spliced from 2 exons. NCBI's taxonomy places the organism in Eukaryota, Metazoa, Chordata, Chondrichthyes, Myliobatiformes, Dasyatidae. Gene Ontology annotation, cellular component: extracellular matrix. Gene Ontology annotation, biological process: extracellular matrix organization.